This is a messenger RNA of Solanum pennellii, 2558 nucleotides long. RefSeq names its product dihydrofolate synthetase. The record is from RefSeq and is a predicted model, not a curated record. Gene Ontology annotation, molecular function: ATP binding; tetrahydrofolylpolyglutamate synthase activity. NCBI's taxonomy places the organism in Eukaryota, Viridiplantae, Streptophyta, Magnoliopsida, Solanales, Solanaceae. Bases 107 to 1753 code for a protein of 548 amino acids. Gene Ontology annotation, biological process: tetrahydrofolylpolyglutamate biosynthetic process. The transcript has 11 exons. Gene Ontology annotation, cellular component: mitochondrion; cytosol; cytoplasm.
GCUGAUAUUUGAAUGAGCAAAAUUGACAUGCUCCAAUAUAUGAAAGGAACAGAAAUGGCCGAUUAAGAAGCAAUGGUUUCUGCUCUGUAGUGUGAAGAACAAAAAAAUGAAAAAUACUAGCAUUCUCUGUCGAUUCACUCGUUCAAUUCAGAGAAAUAUGCUCUGCUCAGUUGCUGGACUUGUCCAUAAUACCCGUCAUGCCUUCUCCACUUUACGAGAGGAUCCAGAAUUGGACGAAAUGAUGGAGUUUUUGGACAGUCUCAAGAACUUCGAGAAGGCAGGGGUUCCCAAAGGCGCAGGAACAGAUUCCGAAGAUGGUUUUGAUUUAGGAAGAAUGAGACGAUUGAUGGAACUUCUGGGUAAUCCCCAAUCUAGGUUUAAGACUGUUCAUAUUGCUGGAACAAAAGGAAAAGGAUCAACAGCUGCAUUUCUCUCAAGUAUACUGCGGGCAGAAGGUUAUUCUGUUGGUUGCUAUACUAGUCCACAUAUACAGACUAUCAGGGAACGCAUAACCUUGGGAAAAUGGGGUGAGCCAGUUUCAGCCAAGGUAUUGAAUCAUCAUUUCAAUACAAGGAGGGAGGUUAUUGAGAGGGCAGUGAAACUUGAGAAUGGAUAUCUCAGUCAUUUUGAGGUUUUUACUGCUGUUGCAUUCAGCCUAUUUGCUGAAGAAAAUACUGAAAUUGCAGUUGUGGAGGCUGGAUUGGGUGGAGCACGAGAUGCCACUAAUGUUAUUUCGGGUUCUGAUCUUGCUAUAUCAAUCAUAACCACUGUUGGCGAGGAACAUCUGGAUGCACUUGGGGGCUCUUUGGAAAGUAUAGCGGUGGCAAAAUCAGGAAUAGUUAAAAAUGGGCGUCCACUAGUUAUAGGAGGUCCAUUCGUUCCAUCUAUUGAGUGCAUUCUUCGUAGGAAAGCAUCUUCUAUGUCUUCACCAGUGGUAUCAGCAUCUGAUCCUGGAAAUCGAAGUGCUUUGAGAGGCUUCUGUGAAGUGAGUGGCAUACCACGCCAAUUAUGUGAUAUAGUGCUCCAGAUUGAGAAGGACUAUGAUCUGUCUAUUGAACUUCUAGGUGUUAAGUUACGCAUGCUUGGAGCUCACCAACUUCAGAACGCUGUAACUGCUACAUGUGCAGCAUUAUGCCUUAAUAAGCAAGGAUGGAGUUUGUCCAGUGGGGCUAUUCGUGCUGGUCUGGAGAGUGCAUUUUUGCAAGGCAGAACCCAAAUAUUGUCUUCAGAAGAAGCUAAUUUACUUGGAGUAUCUGGAGCAACUGUACUACUUGAUGGAGCACAUACGAAGGAAUCUGCCAGGGCUUUGGCAAACACGUUGCAGAUGACAUUUCCAAAGGCAAAAAUGGUUCUUGUGGUUGCUAUGGCGAAUGACAAGGAUCAUCUAGGUUUUGCAAGCGAGUUACUUUCAGUUGGGGAUUUGGAUGCUGUAUUUUCUACAGAAGUUGACAUCGCUGGUGCUAAAUCAAGAAUGGCUUCAGCAUCUUUAUUGAAAUGUGCUUGGGUCAAUGCUUUGAGAGAGACGAAUAUGAAGGUUCUUGACCUCAAAGUUGCAGAAAGUGAGGAUCAAUCACUUCAAGCUGCAGGGAUAGUGAAAUCUCAAGGCAUUUUACUUGCGGAGGGAUCACUAUUGGCUUGUAUAAGGGCUGGUGUUAAGAUCCUCAAUGAAAGAACUGGAGAACAACCUGGAAUUGUAGUAGUCACUGGUUCUUUGCAUCUUGUUUCCGCUGUUUUAGGGUACUUGCACAGCUGACUCCUAUUUGAAUUUCCCAGUUUACAUGCUUGCUACUAUAAAAUGGCAUUAUCUUGGUAUAUUGUCAGCUCGUUCUACAGACGGACUAUAUGUUUAAGGUCUUACCAGAGCCCUUUGAUGAGUUGAGUUCUAAACUGAACUUAGGAGGUUCAGAGUCCUGAAAUUGUUCGUGCAAAAGUUGAAUAGCUGAACUGUGGAUGACUGGAUUAUUCCUUGGCUCUCAAUUUGGUCCUAUGAAUGAACAAUUUUUUACGAUAAUGACACAUGGUUUUUGAAUAUGCAUCUCCUUGCAGCCCAGUUGUUGACGCCAAUUUAACUUUAUUACAUGGAUCUCUCUGGCUUUUGGAGCAGGAAGAAAAGCAUACUUCUCUUCUCACACUCUUAUAAGGUAUUAGGGAACUUUAUGCAAUUGAGGAUCAGUGGAACAGGUUUGCCGUACUGUUUUAGGGGACAUGCAUUUACCUUGUGACAAAAUCGGAGCUAACCUGCAGAAGUCUAAAGCUAACGUCAACUUAGCCCUACCUAAUUUCCAUUGCUAAUAUGCUCUCAGUUCAAAUUCAUCAGCUACAUUAGCAUGCAUUUCUAGCAACUAUUUGCUACGGCUAUUUCUACUAGUAUCAAACAAAGUUAUUUAGUGCAAACGCUUUAAGUUGAAGAAAAGUUUGUUGUGUAUUAGCAUAUGGAGUAGCCUUGCUUGGAUGGUUGUUACCUGUUUUACUUUAAUGUUUGUUUUUAUUGUAUUAUUGUGUUGUUAAAUUCAUUUUUAUGUGAUGACGAAAAGUUCAUUAUAAUUGAUUCGGUGUGA